Messenger RNA from Plasmodium cynomolgi strain B, 2100 nucleotides. RefSeq lists its product as hypothetical. The transcript has a single exon. Bases 1 to 2100 code for a protein of 699 amino acids. NCBI's taxonomy places the organism in Eukaryota, Apicomplexa, Aconoidasida, Haemosporida, Plasmodiidae. The record is from RefSeq and is a predicted model, not a curated record.
AUGAAUCAUCGUGAUAGUACCCUGCUAGCCAAGUACCACAAGGGGGAAGAGGACAACGGGUUUGUCAGAACGCAUUACUUCAAAAAGGUCGAAGAAAAAAAUGUUGAUAAAAAUUUGGUGAGUCUUGAAAAGAUGUUUCUUCCAGGUGAUAUAUACCUAGACGUGUACAUAAAUGAAAAGGAAAGAAAUAACUUCGAUUUUUUUUUGAACAAUUUAUUAGAUGAAAGGAGAAGAACGACGGACUUUUUGAGCAGCUGGACACACAUAGAAAUCAGUAAUAUUUACAACUACAUCCUUUAUAACAGUGCUUCCUGUAGCAACGUCAUGGAUGAUAAGAAGGGACACCUGGUGUUGAAGCUGAAAUACACAAACGAAAAUAAAACGAUCACUUCCUAUUUUAAGGUGCACUGUCGAAAUGUGAAAUGGGAGAGUGAGAAGAAGGUCUGGCACAUCCCCAUCUUUUAUAUCUACGAGAUGACUAAGCUAACAAUUUUUCUGGGAGGCACCGUCAGUGACACCGUUUUGUACUACGUCUGCAAGCUGUUUAGCCACUUCGCCUCUGCGAGGGAGCCGGCCAAGCAGCCGCCAAGCGGAGCGACAAAGGAGGCGCCAAGCGGAGCGAUAAACGAGGCGCUAAACCAACCGCUAAACAAACCGCCUAACGCACCGCCUAACGCACCGCUGGACGAAGCAAAUGCGGGGAAGACGAGCAGGGAGGGCCCAGCUCCCCCCGGUGCAAACCUGGCAGAGGAUCCGACCAACCCCGCCAGCCGGUACGACGAGGCCCUCUUCUCUCUCAGGGACAAGCGUGGAUUCAUCGAGCACGUCGCGAAGAGCGCCAUGUUCGCCAUGCAACACAUAAUCGUGCACAACCCGGUGAGGAGCGACUCGGUGCAAGUAAAAAUCGUGCCAUAUAAUGAAGAAGUGGUCCGAAAGAUGAAGGAACUUAAUCUCUUCCAUUGGGACAAAACGGAAAAUAUUUGGACAGUGAAGAAAACGAAUUUUAAAGCGUUCUAUACGAAUGUUAUCAAAGGGCUCGAUUACAAGUUGUGCUCCUACUAUGACUGUUAUAAGUUCGCUAAGCAGCAGUUGGUGGUGGAGGGAGACUCCAAGGGAGGUGUCUGCUUGGGGGGUAGCACCUCCAGCGUGACUUUGGCGAGUUCCAAAAAAAGCGCCACACAAAUGAGUUCGUUAAAAAGAAAGAGGAAAAUACCAGCUAGCGAAAUAAAGCAGACAAAACAAAAUUGCAAACUGAGUAUUUGCUACGAGAGCACAGACUCGUCAUACUCAGACGAACUGUCACACAACGUGGAUGCAAGUUACUACGAAGGAAGAGAACAAGUAAAUAAAAUAAAGCUCAUCGGGGCAGCAAACAACUACUACAGAGAUAUCAUUUACAACAAACUGAACAAACUCAAACAUCUGAAGCCGCCAAAUUUUACCUAUGACCCAAAGGGACUAAUAACGAAAAAUGGUGCAGGGACAAAAGGAAUCGAAAUUUACGACAUGCCAAGUGACAUAAACGAAUGGAAUAAAAUAAGUUUUUGUAUCGUCCCAGAUGAAAAAGAACACGUCGAUUUAUAUGACCCAAAAAUUUUAUGUAGCCUCGUUAGCGAUGUAUACAUGCUAAAGGAAAAAGCAGUUGAUCUCAUUUUAAAAAAAUUUCAAAGGUGGCCUGAAUACACCGACGUCUACUGGAAUAGUAUUUGUACUGAGAAUGAAUUCAUCGUGAGGAACAAAAAUUUCAACACGAGACAAAAGCUAGCUCACGAUAGACUCUUCAGCAAACAAUUUUUUUAUAUAUUCAACAUUGGGAGUGUGAAGCAGUCCAAUUAUUACGAUGCGCUAUUUUUGUGUAAAGCUUUAAUAACUCUUGGCGAGGGGAAAAUUGUCAAGGACCCUCUCGACGCCGAGUACAUUGUCGUUGACAAUUGCAACGAUCCGAAUGCCAUCGACUUUUAUAACUCGUUGCAGGGUAGGCAGAAAAAGAAGAAGAAGAAGCUCCCCUUGUUCGUCACCCCCACUUUUAUAUACGACUGCAUUUUGAACUACUCCGUGUCGUAUCCCUCCAAGAACAAGAGCCACUUUUCCUUCGCCUGA